AUGCGCAUCUACCCCACUGAAACCAGGCACGAGCUGUGCUUAUGGAAUCCAAUCGACAUGCAGAACUGCAUCGGCAACUGCAAACCAAGUUGGGCACUCGUCAGGCACAAGGGAGCUUCUCCAUACCAGCGAAAAGGCAAUGUUCCAGCCCGCUUCGGCGAGCGCUCUCUUCAACAUCGGUGGAGGCGAGUAUCUUCGAUGCGCACCGCAUGCCAUACGCUGACUUCAGCAAAGAGCAGUACCUCGGAAUCAACGAGCACAGAAGAGCUCAAGACGUCGCUCAAUCUCCUUGUGGCUGAGCCGCCAGUAUCAUGCUUCUUCGCGAUGGCGCUUGGCAAGGUCCUUUGCCACGCACUCGGCCAUCGCGUCUCCUGCUCGCCCGCCGACGUAGAUCCACAAUGGAUCGACGAUGCGUGCGACAGCCUGCGGGAAGCAGGCGCCGACAAAUGUCGCGUCGAGCUGGUUGCUAGGCGGCUCCGCGCACUUGCAAUGGCCCAUCUGCCUGCUCUCAUGUUGGAUGUGAUUCAGAAUGUUGGAGAAUUGGAGUCCUUCCUUGCAACGAUGAAACAGCAAUGGCGCGAAGCUCAUCCAACUCUAUGCGCUGAAUCAUCAAUGCAUCCUCAGCCUAUGGUGAAGAAAGCUGCAACUGAGCGGAGCGCGAGUCCGGCUCACUCGUCGUGGAAGGGAAAGGAGACUGCAGCCUCACCAGACCACGCACCAGCCAAGUUUCAACCUCGGAAUGACUUCGACCCAGUGCUCUUCGCCGCCUCCGAUCAAGGCCAGCGACAAGUCCUCGCGCGGAAAUGUUUUUCUCUUCCGAUCGAGCUCUUCUUCUACCACGUGCGCCGAGCACUGCGGCCUGAACACGACCCGUCUAGCGAGCAGAUGAGCUUGAUCUGGUCCAAGUUGACCGAACAGCAAACAGUACAGUGGCAGGAUCUAUUCGACCAAUUGUACAGCGGUGACACUGCCGCUGCCGAGAGCGCUGGAACUCAACUUCUGGUUGAGCACGAAGUGUUGCAGAAAUUGAAGCCCACGACUACGAAUCUUUCGUCGCAGGAGUUGCCGCAUCGCAGUCCUGAGACAGCGCUCCUCUCGAAGCAGUCAGCGCAAGGUCAUGAACACCCGCUUGCACGGCCUGCAAUGCGCUCGACGGCUCGAGCGUCACGUCAAGGAGCUACAAAGAGUCCUUACUUCUGA
Molecule: messenger RNA, 1200 nt
Organism: Cercospora beticola
Lineage: Eukaryota; Fungi; Ascomycota; Dothideomycetes; Mycosphaerellales; Mycosphaerellaceae
Source: RefSeq, a predicted model, not a curated record